Molecule: messenger RNA, 2454 nt
Organism: Leucoraja erinaceus (little skate)
Lineage: Eukaryota; Metazoa; Chordata; Chondrichthyes; Rajiformes; Rajidae
Gene: tmem218
Product: transmembrane protein 218
Exons: 4
Coding region: 132-482 (116 amino acids)
Source: RefSeq, a predicted model, not a curated record
AACCUGCCAACGACGGUGCCUCUGAUUGGUCGUGGCGCUGCAUUGGCCAAUAGCAGCGGCGUUUACUUGGCGGCGCGGGCAGCGCGUUGCUAGGGCUCAGGUGCCGGGGCGGCGGAUCAGCAAUCUUCACAAUGGCUGGUAUCGUGAUGGGGGUAGGACCAGGGAUUUUUAUCCUUGCUGUCAUUUGGGUUUUGUCUUUUUUGAUAUGUAACCUGCUGUCUCGAUCAGGAGGCGUGGUCAGCUGGCUUUCGAUGGUAUUGGUUUUCCUCCUGGCAUUGAUAAUCACCAUGAUCCUCAUCUUUUUUCCUCGAGCUAAGGAAACACCUGAACCAGUGACAGAAGAAGUGAUUUUCGACAAUUUCUUCAUUGGCCGCUAUUGUCUGCUGUGUAUAUUGAUUGCGGGAUUCCUGGCAGGCUUGAUUCUACUAUUCCCUCAUUACCUUGUGGAGCAUAUAGAAGCCAAACCCCUUCGAAGCUUCUGAGAAGCAAUCCACAGUCCCUGGACUCCGUCUGUAUUUGUAACUUACCUGAGUUUAUUUUUGAGAAAAAUAUCGAGUGGAUAUUGAAAUAUCUGUUGAGGAACAGCAGACAAGCAUUAAUGCCAAACCUUCUUUUAAAGAAAAGUCGAAAUGAAUUGUCUGUUUUUAUUUUUCUGCCAUUUCCCAAGGGUCCGUGGUUUUUGUUGAAAAAGGAAAUUAAAAGAUUUUCUUUGAAUUGAGCAGCACGUUAGUGAAAAAAGAUUAGUAUUGAGGACAUGUAGUAAUUAGAAGAGAAGGACUCCGAAAUCAUAUAAAUGUCAGCGCAAAAUAAGUCCAUUCUUGGUUGAUAUGCAGACAUUUUCAGCCUAAUUUGUCCUUUUUCUUCUCGUCUCUAAAUCCAUGUUGUCUUUUCAUACCCAGUGGCCACAUGAUACUUACUUAAACAAUUCUGGCCAAGUGUAGUUGGGUUUCAAUGAUAAAUAUUAUUGACGUUAUCAAGGGUUCAUGUGUAUAUUCAAGCAGCAUCACUGAAUAGUGAUCAGAUGUUGGCAUUGCAGUAUAUUCUUCCAAGGAUGAUGAAUAUAGAGACCAGACCAAAAACCAUUUCUGCUUUCUGUUUGAGAAUACUGGAAAAAUGAGCAAUAUCCUUUGUUUCCCACACUGCAAAUUCCAAAUAUCUAGGUAAAAUAAGAUGUGGCGAUGUGCAUAAAAAAACCUGAACAUGCAUAUGAGGCACGAUAAAUAGAAUCUUGACUUCUCACAAGCUUGAUUCUGAUUCACUAGUGAAUUUCUACCAAAGGGACUAACCUAGUGAAUCUAUAUUAACUGCAGACAUUUUGCAAUUUUGACCUGCACAACUUUUAGAUAUCUUGAGGCAAUAGAAGAGAAUACAGUACAGAUUUCCUGUUAUGACUGGUAUCUAAACAAAAGGCAACAUUAGAAUUUUUUUGUUGGAAUAGAGGAGGUUAUUUACUGGUUUAAAAUUAUGACUGAAAUGAUCAGAUUAAACAGAACCGACUGUUUCCAUUGGAAGAGGUACUUACAUUUAUAAAGUGACCUGAAUCUAGUCAAUGUUUCAAGGUUCUUCAGAUAUAUGUUUCCGCAAACAAUUGACACUAAAACAAGAGACCAAAAGCUUUGCCAAAGAGAUAGGUUAUAAAUGUACUCUGGGAGAGGUAAGGAGGUAGAGUGGUUUAGGGAGUGAAUUUACAAACUUGAAGGCGAGGGUACCAAUUAUGGAACAUUGGAAGGGUGAAAGUAUUGGAAUUGAAAAUGAGGAUGGGAAUUUUUAAGAUGAAGCUGUUGCACUACGGCAUGCAUCCUAGUAAGGAUCCUAGGGUGGGAAAUAUAACAGGAGUUGGGAUUCUAAGAGUUUGAUUAAAACAAAGAUUGUGGCAACAUUUGAGAAUUGCAGCUGAAGAGUUAUAUGUGGAAAGUAGGGUCAAGACAGCAUUUAAGAAGUGGCUCAAUUAACAUUUUAGUUGUUUAGGCAUAGAGGACUAUGGACCAAGUGCUGAGAAAGGGGGUUAAUAUAGGAGAGGUGUCCAUUAGUUAGUGUGGGUCCAAUUACCCGUUUUCAUGCUGUACAAUUCAAUGACUCUAUGACGUGGAGCAUGCAAGUGGAGUUGGAAUGACUUGUGAACAGAUUGGGCUGGACAGCCUUGUUCCCAUGUAUUUUAACCCUUCCUGCAUUUUGUGGGGAAAAGGUCUCUGGCUUUACUGGAUGCUGUUCCCCUAUAACAAAGGAACAAAGUGUUAGGAAUGGCUGGCUGAACAAUCAUGAAUCACUCCGAGGGACCAACCAGCUAAGAUUUUUUGCGAUUAACUAUUUAACGUGACUUUCUGUAUAUUACGAUUAUUUUAGGUUUUAGAGACUUAAUAUUUUGUGGCCAUUAUGAAUAAUAUUUUUUUAAUUCUGUAAAUAUACUGUUUUAUAUCACAAAUAAAUGGUGGAAGAUCUCAACCAUCAAGCAGC